Messenger RNA from Eremomyces bilateralis CBS 781.70, 2463 nucleotides. Its product is annotated as SEC7-like protein. Gene Ontology annotation, biological process: regulation of ARF protein signal transduction. Bases 1 to 2463 code for a protein of 820 amino acids. The record is from RefSeq and is a predicted model, not a curated record. Gene Ontology annotation, molecular function: guanyl-nucleotide exchange factor activity. The transcript is spliced from 4 exons. Lineage: Eukaryota; Fungi; Ascomycota; Dothideomycetes; Eremomycetales; Eremomycetaceae.
AUGGAUUUGAGCGCGCUGGAUGCGCUGGAUGGGGUCAGUCCGGUGAGCACGGAUGCGAACGCGAAUGAGGAGUUUGCGAGCGCGACUAGCCUGCCGGUCGUGAGAGUCGACACACAAGAAGAGGAACCGAAAGAUGAGGAGAAGGACCCCCUUCCGAUCGACCAGGAGCCCGACGACGAGGACCGAGAACACGCGCAGAAGAUAUUCGAUGGGGACGAGUCGUUCCUCAAGAAGGAUCUAGCGGCGGCGUGGUUGGGUGAACGGGUGCCCAGGCACGCGCGGACGAGGAAGGCGUAUAUGGAGCUGUUCGACUGGAGCGGCUACAAUAUCUUGCUGGCAUUCCGCGAUCUCUGCACUCGUCUUGUGGUCAAGGCCGAGUCGCAGCAGCUUGAUCGUGUCAUCGAUGCGUUCUCGCAGCGAUGGUGUGCGUGCAAUCUCAGCCACGGAUUCAAAUCGCCGGAUGUCGUGCACACGAUUGCAUACUCCAUCCUCAUGCUUAACACGGAUCUUCAUAUCGCGGACAUCAAUGAGAGGAUGACGCGGUCUCAAUUCGUCAAGAACACGCUCCCUACCAUCCGCCGUAUCGCUGACGAAUCUGCCGGUGACCUUCAAGUGGAAGAAGUCACCACCAUUCGUCCGACGAGCACGCAGAUCCGCUUCCCUCUUCCUUGGAGCCAAGAUUCCGAUACGAACAAGACUUCCUCCAGCCCUACCAGCCCUAACUUCCCGGCCACCGAUGCGGUAGACACGAUCCGCGGCUCGCUCGACGCCAAACGCCCCGCUCCGCUCGACACCCAGAACCCCGGCGACGCAUGCACGGUGCUCGUGCACACCCCGUACAAAGGCAACAUGAAAGGCUGGGAAGCCCAACUGGAGGUCGUCCUCCGCGAAUUCUACAACAGCAUCCGCGCACAGCGUCUGCCACUCCACGGCGUCACUACAGCCAACGGCCACAUGCUUGGCGAGCAGCAGUCAAACAACAGCUUGGCUGUCAUGGCCGGGAACGUCCUCCGUCGCACGCCGUCCGUCCUCAGCAAGGCGCCCUCUGACACCGUAUCCUACCGCGGCCGCGCCGACCUGCGCAGUAUGACCGGACGGUGGAUGCCGAGCAAGACGCGCAGUCGCCCGCGGCUGACGCCCGGCCUCACGAGCAGCAGCACGAUGGGAUCGAGCAGUCGGACGAGCUUCGACGACGGCAGCGUUUGGUCGCCAGCCACCAGCCACAGUACGUGGAGCAAGUACCGGCACAAUAGCUUCAUGAGCGUCGAGAGCCUCGGGAGCAUGAGCAACGCGGCGGACUAUCAGCGGAGCAUCGGGUUCGCGAACGCGCUGUCGCAGGCGAUCGUUCGGGAGGGAUCGAUGAACUUCGGGGGGUCGGCGGUGAAUUUGUCAGAGGAGAUGGGGAACGGUGGGGUGGCUCUGUUGGAGGAUGAGUCGUUGGAGCUGGAAGGGCCACCGUGGGCGAAGGAAGGAAUCUUGCAGCAUCGGCAUCAUCUGGAGCGGGUGGACCGCGCAGGGAAAGACAGCAAGAAAGACAAGGGAUGGGCGGAGGCGUUUGCCGUCAUCGAGAAGGGCGUCAUGCGGCUCUUCCUGUUCAAACAUGGCGCUGGCAAGGAUUCUUCUUCCUCUUCGCCGGCCCCCUUCGCCCCUGUCGGCGGCGGCAACUGGCUCGACAAUGCCGAACCGGCCGGCGAGUUCCUUCUCCGGCAAACCAUCGCAUCCGCCCUCCCUCCACCAGGUUUCUCACCGUCGCGAUCACAUGUCUGGGCACUCAGCCUUCCCACCGGCGCCGUCCACCUGUUCCAGGCAGGAACUCCCGAGAUGGUCGUCGAGUGGGUCACCACCGCGAACUACUGGUCCGCACGCCUCAGCAAAGCGCCGCUGGGCGAGGCGGUUAGCAACGUGGAAUAUGGAUGGGGCGAUGGGUUGUUAAACGCCGCCGUCGGACUCCCGCGGCCCAGCUUCGCGUCCCACGACACGGCGCGCACGUCCUUCGAAGCCAGCUUCAGCGCCUCCAACUCCGCCGUCCGCAGUGGAACCCGCCCCGGUGACCGCGCGACCGUCCACGAGUGGCAGCAGCCCACUGCCAGCAUGAUGGCGUCCAACCUGAGCGAAGCCGAGCAGCUGGCCACGCUGACCGCGUACGUUACCACGGUCGAGCAGGAGCUCGUGACGCAUAAUGAGCUGCGGGCGGCGAUGCGGCACGUGUUCAGUGCGCGGCACGCGAACACGGUGCGGGCGAUGAAUAACUGGGAGCGGAAGAGCAGCUACUUGUUGAGGGAGAUUGUGAAGUGGAGGACGUAUGUGGAGGGGUUGAAGGAGGCGGGAGAGCGGAAGAGGGGGGUGGAUGAGAAGCGGGAGAAGGCGAGGAUUGAGAAAGGGGAGGCGGAGAAAGAAGAGAAAGGGAGCGUGGAGAAUGAGGAAGUCGAGACGGAAGAGAAGGUGGAUGAGAUACCCUCGUAG